AUGGCACCUCCUACCAAGAAUACAAACAUCGGGCCGUCACCGACUGCUUCCAACGCAAGUUCCGCCAAUGACCCAAAUGCGUCAGACGCCGCACCAAAACCCAAACAAAGAAAGUUGAAUCGUACUUUACCCCAACUGAAGCGGAACGCAGCUUGUAUCCCAUGUCGAAGGAGGAGGAUCAAGUGUGAUGCUGGGAAACCGCACUGUUCCUCAUGUGUAAGGAGUUUUCACUUUCUGGCAAGAACACAACCAGACGAAGAGAGAGAUGCUAGAGGUAUUCAAUGUUUUUAUGAUGAAGAUGCAGAAGAUGUUGAUGAAGAUCAUCAUCAUGCAGUGCAUAUGCAUAGUAAAGGUAACAACCCGAGAGGUGCAAGUGGAUCUAGUCCCAUGGAAAUACCUAGGGGAACAAAGCGGAAAGAUAGUUCUGUCGAUGAAGAUCCAAGAGACGUCAUAAAGAAAUUGGAAGAGAAAGUUGCCGAAUUACAACAAGCAUUGGCAGCCACGAGUAUGUCCAGCAACCCACCUGGUUCAUCGACAACUAUAACCCCCAACGCCGGACUAGGCCAGACAUAUGUCCCACCACAGCAGAGAUCUCAGCCUAUCAUCGAGACCAGCUCAUGGGCAGGUCCGACUCCCAAUCAAUUCCCUGCGGACUUCCUGAGCGCCCCGUAUAAUCCUCCUGGUGUAGCUCCAACAGCUCCGGACACAGCUGCGGUACCUUCUUUCAACGCUCCGUUCGCCACGCCUCUCGGUCUGCCUCAAGAUGGUUCGGCUCCUCAACCCACAGGACCGCCCAGACGAUCAACCUUACCUACUAGCUCGGAUGAUAUUGAUGCCGAAGCAGGAAGGUUCAGCGGACCAUUCUUGGAUAUUCUCUUCCCCGGAUGGCCUCCUAAAUUGCCUACUCCUUCUAUGCUUGACCAUCUCGUCGAAACCUUCUUCAACAUGGUCCCAUCGGUACCGCGAGUACUUCAUCGUCAGACUUUUCUCACCAGACUAGCUCUACCUCCGACCCACGCCGACUUCCCUCAUGUCGCUCUUUUACAUGCCAUCUGCGCUACAGCAGCCCGAUACACCGCCGCUGUCAAGUGCAGACCAGUUGCAGAGGCUAUCGAGAAGACCGACCAAGAUGCCAAACGUGCUAAUGGGAAAGGUCUGCCUUACGAUGAUCCUGCAGACGAAACUUGUUUUUCAGAGAGGAAUGCGAGAUAUGCUAUGAACGCUAUGAAAUUCGAACAUGUCAGUGGAAGGGGUCUACUCGAUAUGCUACAAGCCAUGAUCGUCAUGGGACACUGGGGUCAAUCAAGUGCCAAAUGGAUUGAAGGAUGGAUCAUAAUUGGUAGUGGAGGUAGACUUGCCAUUUGCUUGGGUUUGCUUGAUUAUCAACCAGACAAUUUUGGUAUGCCGGCUUUACGACAAUCGAUCCUUGGACCACCGAAAACAGAUGCAGAAAGAGAGGAACGACGAGCUGUCAUGUAUUAUAUCAUGACUUAUGAUUGUAUAUCUGCCGCUUCGUCAGGCUGGCCAAAUUCAUUACCAAUUGAAGAAUUGACUGCUAGAAUGCCUUGUCAUAGGAAUGACUUUGCAAAAUUGGAUGAUAUCCCCGAGAACCCACAGAGCUAUCAUUCUCCUGACCUAUGGACCUAUCAUCCUGUCGCAGACGGGUUCAACAUGAUGUUAAAGGGUAUGAUCCUUCUCUCUCGCGCAUGUCGUUUCAUACGAAAAUGCCGGAAUAUGGAGCCCGCGGAUCGCCUGAUCGCGAGGCAGAUGCCAGAGUUCAAGCAGAUAGAUUCGGACAUAGCUGCAUUCAAUUUGCAUUUCCCUCCGGCUCUGAGGGAUCCUGUGCAAUACCUGCAAGGACAUGCUAAAGGAGUUGAUGCCGACCUCAUUGCUGCCCACCUCAUACCUCGAAUAGCCAGUAUCUUCCUCCAUGAACCAUUCGCCGACGUCAGUGAUCCUUCUUGCGUCUCCGCGACGAGGAUCCUGAUGGAAGCGAGGGCUGUGCUCAAUAUCGUCUACUUGGUCGUGAGCAGUAACGCAGAUAUAUCAUACAUGGUGGUGCCGAUAUGUUCAUGUAACUACUUCUUCACCGCUGCUCGCACUCUGCUCCUGUUCUAUCAACGAGCGCUGGAGACCGGGGACCGUUCUGCUGCUCAUUCGUUCCGUAAUGAGAUAGCGGUCUUCAAAAUUGCUUUCCAAGCCCUGUCCAGCCGAUUUGCGAUGGGUGCAAGACAUCUGAUAAUGAUAGAAAUGGUAUCCACGCAUAUAGAAGAGGAAACUUUGGGCCAUCCACUACCUGAAUCAGAGGUGGUACCUAGACUACCUGCUCAACCGCCCGCUUGGCACGUGGCUUAUCCAGAUAUGCGACGAGGAUACGAUCCGUCAGGUUUUCCAGCCGAAGAGGUGCCUAGCGAACCUACCACGAGUCGACCGAUCUUGCGGGCUGGUCAUCCAGAUGCGAUUGCAGGGAUUAAAUUGGAUCAGAUGAGGUCACAGCAAGGGCAAGGGCCAGCUAUGGGUCACAACCAUAAUAUGUCGAACAACGAAGGUAUAGAGCAUCGAAGGGAUUAUGUUAGUUCUCCCCGAGGGAAUUUCUCGGCCAGCGCAAGUGCAAGUGCAGGAUCGACCAGUCAAAGUCCCAAAGGUCCGAUAGUCUAUGUAAAUUGGCAGAGCGUUGCUAGUCAUACAACCGAAGGUCAUUUGCCCCCUGCAUUACAGGAUCCGAAUAUGAGGACUCAGGCACAGAUCCACGAUCCGAAGUUCUCAUUGCUCUAG
Messenger RNA from Kwoniella botswanensis, 2775 nucleotides. RefSeq lists its product as uncharacterized. Lineage: Eukaryota; Fungi; Basidiomycota; Tremellomycetes; Tremellales; Cryptococcaceae. Gene Ontology annotation, biological process: regulation of DNA-templated transcription; DNA-templated transcription. The coding region runs from base 1 to 2775 and encodes 924 amino acids. The transcript has 13 exons. Gene Ontology annotation, cellular component: nucleus. Gene Ontology annotation, molecular function: DNA binding; DNA-binding transcription factor activity, RNA polymerase II-specific; zinc ion binding. The record is from RefSeq and is a predicted model, not a curated record.